Mesorhabditis spiculigera is the source of this 751-nucleotide messenger RNA. The record is from the annotation of a GenBank genome assembly. NCBI's taxonomy places the organism in Eukaryota, Metazoa, Nematoda, Chromadorea, Rhabditida, Rhabditidae.
UGGCGCAACUCAACCGCGACCCUAUAGCCAUCAAAACCUGGAAAAGCUGUUCUACCAGCUGCUAGUAACCCUCAAUCAUCUACACACAAUUGGUAUCAUCCACCGGGAUUUCACUCCGAAAAACAUCGGGAUCUUGAUGAGUCGCGAGGGUUUCGACGUGAAGCUCUUUGACUUUGGCGUCUCGCGAUUCGUCAACUCGGAACAACAGCACACGAUCCAACCCCGGACCCCAAAAGCCUACUAUCCGCCAGAAGCCCUUGCCGGCAAUGGACAGUACGACGCGAGGCUCGACAUUUGGUGCGCCGCGCUUGUCAUGCUAGAGGCUUUUGGUGAUGAUUCGAAUGCCGGCGGUACCACGAAGCGCUUUCAACUGAUGACCCCAGAUACAAAGGAAAGCGCGGAAUUAUUUUCGACUGCGCCAUUCAAGGCGAUCGAGAAGAAGCACGAAUACGUCUUCGGCGGUAAUGGGACAAAAUUCGAUGAGCUAGUGCGCCCCAAAGUGGUACAUUGGUGCCGGGCGGCGACGGAAGAGGAGACCACCCGGAAAAAUGAGGAACUGAUCAGCCUACUGCGCCAGAUGCUAGACCGGGACCCGCAACGAAGACCCUUUGCUUGGAAAUGCUUGGACCACCCGUACGUCAAGGGUAUGACUUCCGUGAAUGGCAGAACAACAAAUGCCAGAGAAGAAGCGGAUGAGGCCAGGGAGCAGUUGCGCACAAUUCUGAAGCAAGCGUCGUACAACGUGCAUCUC